AUGAAGUUCUGCCAAUCUAUAGUCAUCAUCUUCAUCACUGCUACAAAUCUUCGUCAAACUACAAGCUGUGACAAGAUCCGCCAUCGGUGGUCGCAGUAUGCUGUGUGUCAAUGGUUGCAACAUGACAAGAAUAUCGCAUGUGAAUCAUCACGUGGUUAUCUCGCAAGUCUCACAACUGCCGAAGAAUUAAACGCCGUCCUCGACUACAUGGUGAAAAAAUACAAUUACGGCAAAUACGUGAUUGGAUUAUCACGACAAGCGGGGUUGAAUCGGAGUGUAGAUGAAAACUGGAAGUGGGAAACAGGAGAGGUGUUUAAUUCUUCAUAUAUUCCAUGGGUACCAAGCCAGCCUAAUGAAAACAGUAAGAACUCUGCUGGGAUUAGAAUUGACAUAACCAGUGGUAAAAUUUUGGAUCAUCCUCCUACAACAUAUUUCGGUGCGAAAGGAUACAUUUGUGAGUAUGAUCAUCUGUAUUUCCAAUCUGUGAAAAAUCGUGGUGUAACUAUGGAUGCUUUAGUCAUGAGAUGCGCGCUGCGAUGUCAGCGACAUGCCGAGUGCCAGGGAUUUCAUAUCGAUGACGCUGGAUGUCAGAUUGAAGAAGAGAUGAAUGAUGACGCUAAGCGACAUUAUGACAAAAUAAUUUGCUCUAAUUAA
Molecule: messenger RNA, 654 nt
Organism: Anneissia japonica
Lineage: Eukaryota; Metazoa; Echinodermata; Crinoidea; Comatulida; Comatulidae
Exons: 3
Coding region: 1-654 (217 amino acids)
Source: RefSeq, a predicted model, not a curated record